AAAAUACAGCCAGUAGACCUUCAUUGAAACACUCCGGGUGUGAGGUCCCCGCGAGUCUCGGAACUGGCCGUUUCAUCGACCUGUGCCGCUGUGUUUCACAGCAGGACGGUGACUCAGGACAAGUGGAAGAGGCUUAUCUAGAUGACAGGGACGUUUAAACAUCCACAAUCCCUUUGGCAUGUCAGCAUAAAAGCUUACAGGACAAGCAUGUCAAGGUAGAUUGUGGGGAGGAUUGAGAGGGAUCGUCAGUCAUGGAUAGAGUCAUGGGAGGAGUGCUGCAGCUGGUUUUAGCCAGCAUGGGGGUCCUGCUGCUGUACCGGAUACUGAUCCGCCUCAGAUCAGGAGCUGCCCUUCAGGACGCUGUGGUGGUCAUCACAGGGGCCAGCUCAGGACUGGGGAAAGAGUGUGCGCGGGUCUUCCAUGCUGCUGGGGCACGGCUUGUUCUGUGUGGACGAGAUGCAACCCGUCUGCAACAGGUGGUCCAGGAACUCACAGAAAAUUCAACGCAAAGACAGACUUACACUCCCAGCAUCGUGGUCUUCGAUCUAGCUGACACAGAGACAGUGGACCGGGCUGCAGAGGAGAUCCUUCAGUGUUACGGGCAAGUCGAUGUCCUCAUCAAUAAUGCUGGAAUCAGUUACCGUGGCAACAUCCUGGAUACUCAUCUUUCGGUUCAACGGAAUGUGAUGGAGACAAAUUAUUUUGGGCCCAUUGCUCUUACACAAGCUCUUCUUCCUUCAAUGGUUCGCCGGCGCAGUGGCCACAUCGUAGUCAUCAGCAGCGUCCAGGGCAAGAUAGCCAUUCCCUACAGAUCAGCUUACGCAGCCUCGAAACACGCCACCCAGGGCUACUUUGACUGUCUACGGGCAGAGAUUGAACGCUAUGGGAUCCCAGUGACGGUGGUCAGUCCUGGGUACAUUCGAACAAACCUGUCAGUCAACGCUGUCACAGGAGACGGAUCUAAGUAUGGAGUUUUAGACAAGAAUACAAUGAUGGGUCGGGACCCCGUGGAUGUAGCUCAGGAGGUGUUGAAGGCCGUCCGUCACAGGAGCAAAGAUGUUGUUUUGGCAGGACCUUUGCCCACUCUGGCCAUCUACCUCCGCACACUGUGGCCGGCGCUCUUCUUCAAACUCAUGUCAUCUCGCGCACGCAAGGAGCAGAAACCUAAGGAUGACUGAGGGAACGGGAGGUGAGGACCGGCGGAUCAGAUGGAACGUCCAGAAACCUGAUACUGCUCCAUGUUGAAGUGGACAGAUGUUGGCAGGGUGAAAGGGACCAGAUUUUGAAUGUCGAAUGUGGAUGACCAGAUUACUUUACUGAAAAAUGAUUCUCAAACCAGUGUUUUUAUUGCAUCUAUUGCAGGGGUGUCAAACUCAUUUUAGUUCAGGGGCCACAUUAAGCCAAAUUCGAUCUGAAGUGGGCCGGACCAGUAAAAUAACAUAAUAAUAUAUAAAUAAU
This is a messenger RNA of Sphaeramia orbicularis (orbiculate cardinalfish), 1458 nucleotides long. It is a transcript of the gene dhrs7b, whose product is annotated as dehydrogenase/reductase (SDR family) member 7B. NCBI's taxonomy places the organism in Eukaryota, Metazoa, Chordata, Actinopteri, Kurtiformes, Apogonidae. The record is from RefSeq and is a predicted model, not a curated record. The transcript is spliced from 8 exons. Gene Ontology annotation, cellular component: membrane. Bases 252 to 1178 code for a protein of 308 amino acids. Gene Ontology annotation, molecular function: oxidoreductase activity.